Messenger RNA from Zingiber officinale, 732 nucleotides. RefSeq names its product mRNA-capping enzyme-like. Lineage: Eukaryota; Viridiplantae; Streptophyta; Magnoliopsida; Zingiberales; Zingiberaceae. The coding region runs from base 1 to 732 and encodes 243 amino acids. The transcript has 6 exons. The record is from RefSeq and is a predicted model, not a curated record. Gene Ontology annotation, molecular function: mRNA guanylyltransferase activity; ATP binding. Gene Ontology annotation, biological process: 7-methylguanosine mRNA capping.
AUGGGUUGUAAAAGCUUGUUUUGUCCAUCAACAGAAUGCCCAAGACUCCAGACACAUGUUGUGAGACAAGAGGAGAAGGAAGGUAGCAAACUGCCUUCAAACCUUGAGGAAGUUGAGGAUCAUGAGAAUGUGGAUAUUAAAAUUUUAACAAAUGAUGAUGUUCUAGGUGAUGCAAUACCUUAUGAUCAGCAAGAUGCAAUACGCCACCUCUGUUACCAAUUCCUUGAUUUAAUGCCGCCUACGGGAAGAACAAACCCACAAUUUCCUGGUUCACAUCCAGUUUCUCUUAACAGAGAUAAUCUGCAACUACUAAGACAAAGAUACUACUAUGCUACAUGGAAGGCUGAUGGAACCCGCUACAUGAUGUUCAUUAACAGUACGGGGUGCUACCUAAUUGAUCGAAACUUCUGUUUUCGUAGGGUUCAAAUGCGGUUUCCCCUAAAGAAUGCUGCUGAGAGUUUCCAUAAUGAUACGCUGAUUGAUGGGGAAAUGAUUAUCGAUCAAAUUCCAGAUGUAGGACAGAAGAGAAGAUAUUUAGCAUAUGAUUUGGUUGCAUUAAACGGUUUCUCCGUUAUGAAGUUGCCGUUUUCUGAAAGGUGGAAACUACUUGAAGAAGAAGUAAUUCGACCAAGGAAUUAUGAGAGAAAGCAAUUAGAAUCUGACAGCAAGGGACAUCCCAUUUAUAGAUAUGAUAUGGAGCCAUUUUCAGUUUGUAGAUGUCAAGAUACAUGA